AUGCUCCGCCUCCACCAACCCGCGCCCGGCUCCUGCUGCCUGCCGUCUCCGCCCCAGGCCGGACGGCUGGCUCCGCCACCAGCCGGCUCCGAGCACCCGUUUGGUCGCCUCCGCUCGUGGCCGUCCGGCUCGCCGCCAGCCGACCCGUGCUGUGCCCGGCCUCCGGCCGCCUCCGCGCCUGCCGGCUUCAGCCGCCUGGCCCGCGCCACGCCAUCUCCUCCCGCGCCGACUGGCCGCUGCUGGCCCCGCCUCGCCUCGCGCGCGUCCUCGCGUCCGCCUGCUGGGCCCCGUCCGGCAGUCGGCUUCCCCGCGCGCGCCGAGUCGCCGACCCCGCGCCACCGCCUGCUUGCCGGGUCACCUCCCAGCCGGCGCCCGCCUCCUCGUGCCCGAGCCGUACCCGCCCACGGCGCAGGCCCCGUCGCCCUCCGGCUCCGGCCGCCCCGACAGCCGCGCUGCUCCUCCUCGUACCGGCCUCCCGCGCGCCCAAGGCUCUGGCCGGCCUCGCCGCGCCCGGCUCGCCUCCCGCGGCCGCCGCGCCCGUCCAGCCUGCCGCCGCCUCGCCAAACACGGAGCCCGCCCGGCCGGCCUCCGGCUGCCCGCGCCUACAGCGACCUCCGCACCACCUCCUCCACCAGGCCUCCCCGGGCCACCUCCCGCAAGUCGGCCCCGGCCUCUGACGCCGUCCGCGCUCCCGGCGUCCGGGUCGCCGGCUCCUCCGCCCGCGCAGGCUCCCGCGCCCGGCCCCCGACCCGUUGUUCCGACCGCCUGCCGACUUCGAGGAGGCCGGCUGCUCAGUUCGGUCCCCCCCAGCGCCUGCCGGCUCGUCGCGUGCGCCCGCGGGGCUGGGUCCAGCUCCUUCCACGCUGCGCCGGGUCCGGCUGCCCCUGUGCGACCGCGGCUCUGCCCCUGUUGAUGCUGCUCCGCCCCCGCGCCGGCUCCGCGCUUCGCGCGUCACUCCGCCCUCGCGCGCACGGCUCCGGCCUCUCCAGCAUCCGCCUCGCUGGCUCCGGGCCCCCGCACGCCUGCAAGAUCGCCGCCCCGCGCUGGCCAGCUCGCGCGCGGGCCUGCUCCGCCCGCCCUCCGCGCCGGCUUCCCACGCCCGGCCGCGCCCCGUUCUCCUCCACGGUCGCGCCUGCCUGCCGGCUUGCUGCUCCAGCGGGAGGCCGACUGCUCGUUCCGGUCCGGCUCCCCCAGCACCUGCCGGCUCGACGCCUACGCCCGCGGGGCCGGGUCCAGCUCCCUCCGCGCCGUGCCGGAUCCGGCUGCCCCUGUGCGCCCGCGGCUCCGCCCGGCCGCCUCGCUUCGCCCCUGGCCGGUUUCGACCGCGCCGCGCCGACUCCGCCCGCCAGCGCGUCCGCGGGCCAGCGUCCGCCCUGCCCGCGCGGCUGCGCGCCCCAGCCGCCCUGCUUUGCCUCAGCCCCCGUGCGGGCUGGCUCCGACCACGCCGCGCCGGCUACGGCCCUGUCCCGGCCUCCCGCGCCGACUGCCGGGUCGCGGUGCUUCAGCCGGCCGCCCCGCGCCGCCUUGGCCGACUCCCGCCGCCUUGGCCGAAUCGCUGCUCCAGCCGACGUCCCCGCGUGCGGCCGGCUUGCCGCUCCAGCCGGCGUCCGCGUGCCCGUCCACCUCGCGCCGACUGGCGCCCUCGCAGGGCUGGCUGCCCAAGAAGAGAAAGAGGAAAUAGGGCCGACUGCCCAAAAAAAAAGAGAAGGAAAGAAGAGGUCGGCUGGGACAAAGAAAAGGGAAAACUCCGUCUAUCCGUCCGCCUGCUUCGUCACUCGGACGGCCGGACGCGACCUGGCCUGCCGGUCCGCCUUGACGCCUGGCUGGUCGAACCUCGGCCCGAAUCUCGGGGGCUACACCCGGCGGGUGCGAUGA
Messenger RNA from Aegilops tauschii subsp. strangulata, 1875 nucleotides. NCBI's taxonomy places the organism in Eukaryota, Viridiplantae, Streptophyta, Magnoliopsida, Poales, Poaceae. The record is from RefSeq and is a predicted model, not a curated record.